CCUGCAACAAACCACCGCUUCCAACGACAACAACACCACCACCACAUCAAAUAUCACAUUCAACAAAAAACAAUGCCUUAUCCCCCAUAUCUUAUCCCCAAUCACGGUCCCACUCUCCUCCAUGCACCUCCACCACCCAUCGCUGCUCCAUCGCUCCAAGCAGACGGCAAAUCACCGGAAAUAAUGUCUUGACUACGGCGCACUUUAGCGUGCGGUUCAUAGAGUUCCCGGGUUCCUUGUUAUCGAUCGGAAGCGUAUCAACAAUCAGGAACUCGAUAGCCAGAUUGUUAUAAGCCCUCCGCCCCCAUCUUCUCCUCUCCUCACAUCUUCUCAACUACACAAUUGACCUCUACUCCACCCUCUCAAUUGCACAAUCAACUCAACUCUCCAAAUGACGAUAACAACCACCACCUUCAAACUCAACUCCGGCCACGAAAUGCCCGCCGUCGGUCUCGGCACCUGGCAAGGCAAGUUCGGCUCCGACGACUCGGCCCUCUUGAAAUCGACAAUCAAGUUCGCGCUCACCACCGGCUACCGCUUCAUCGACACCGCGGCCGUCUACGAGGUCGAGGCAGAAGUCGGCCAGGCGAUAAACGAGUCCGAGGUCCCCCGCGAGGACAUCUUCGUCGUCACCAAGCUCUGGAAUACAAUGCACGAUAAAGUCGAGGAAGCGUUUCUCCGCUCGCUCGACACCCUCGGGCUUGACUACCUCGAUCUAUACCUCAUGCACUGGCCGAUGGCCAUGGACGCCCAGCGCAACCCGCUCGACCAUCCUACCCCGGCCGAGACCUGGCUUGCGAUGGAAUCCCUGCUCAAAAAAUACCCCACCAAGCUCCGCUCCAUCGGCGUCUCCAACUUCUCCCCAAAGACAAUCAAAGACCUCCUCGCCGUCGCGACCAUCGUCCCCGCCGUAAACCAAGUCGAACUCCACCCGAUGCUCCCGCAAUUCGACCUCGUCGACGCCUUCGACAAACUCGGCAUCCGCACAAUGGCGUACUCCCCCCUCGGCCAAUUCGACUCCCCGCUCCUCACAGACCCGGACUUACUCGCUCUCGCCGCGAAAUACAACGUCCCGAUCGGAACCCUGAUCCUCUCCUGGUCCGUCCUCCGCGGCGUCGCCGUCAUCCCCAAAUCAACAAACAAAGAACGGCUGGUGAAUAACAUCUCUUUGCUCCCCGAGAUCGCGCCAGAGGAUAAGAAAGCGAUCGAUGAGCUCCAUAAGAAGAAAAACAUGCACAGACGUCUUUGUCAGGUUGGUAACGGGACUCGGCCGACUGGUAAUGAUAUCGUCUUUGGUUGGACUUAUGAGCAGCUUGGUUGGGAGACUUUUUCUGUUGAGUAAUCUCCAUUCAUGACAAGUACUGCUAUCAUUUAAUGUAUCUGUAUCUCAUCUGCUGCUAUGCUACUACAAUAGACAGCACUAAAACCCUACAUAAAAUACCUCUCCCUCUCCUCUUUACCCAAUCCCAUACAAUAACCAUCCACAGCUAAAAAAAAACCCCACCAAAAAAUCAA
Molecule: messenger RNA, 1515 nt
Organism: Myxozyma melibiosi
Lineage: Eukaryota; Fungi; Ascomycota; Lipomycetes; Lipomycetales; Lipomycetaceae
Product: Aldo/keto reductase
Exons: 1
Coding region: 392-1342 (316 amino acids)
Cellular component (GO): cytosol
Molecular function (GO): aldose reductase (NADPH) activity
Source: RefSeq, a predicted model, not a curated record